Messenger RNA from Didymodactylos carnosus, 636 nucleotides. The record is from the annotation of a GenBank genome assembly. Lineage: Eukaryota; Metazoa; Rotifera; Eurotatoria; Philodinida; Philodinidae.
AUGUCAUCAAUUCUACAAUUGCUGAUCGCAACUAUAAUCGCUUGUAUUCUGGUUGAUUAUGCAAGAUCGAAUAAUUACUCAUUUGCACAGCGUACAAAGUUAAAUUAUACAGAUUGUGGAUCUCGUUCUAUACGUAUUGAACGGUUUGAUGUAUCGCCAAUGCCUAUUAUACAACCAGGUGAAAUACAAUUAUCGUUUGCUGCAAUACUUGAAACUGAUAUUAAAGGUGUUGUUAAAUUCGAUUUAAAAAUUAUCCGUACAGUUAGUGGAAUCAAGUUGCCUAUAAAAUGCUAUACCGUUAAUGGUCGAAAUAUUGGCUCAUGCUCUUAUGCAGAUUUAUGUUAUUCUAUAAAAGACUUUUGGCUGUUUCUUGCCCAUGAUGACGAUGAUUCUUAUCAAUUUGAUCCAGCUAAUUGUCCAGCACAAUUAGCACAAUAUGGCAUUGAUUGCACUUGUCCAUUGAGGAUACCUGCCCAAUACAUAGAUAUUGAUAUUCCUGUUCGAAUUCCAGUUCCACCACCAUUGAUGCAAUUUCUAGGAGCCUAUGAAGUCAUACAGCCAAAACCAACAACCACGACUACAACAACGACAACAUUACCAACCUGUAUUAUGCCUGAUGCUAACGUCAUCGGAUGA